CACACCUUUCCCUGACCCACCCCCAUUCCCCUCAGGAACCCAGGGUUCCGGUCCUCCUUCCAAAUUCCAGUCACCCCUCCCCCAUCAGUAUCUCUUCCCAAGACCAGGGAUGGAGGCUGAAAGACCCCAGGAGGAAGAGGAUGGUGAGCAGGGUCCCCCGAAAGAUGAUCAGGGCUGGCCCCCUGUGAACUCCACCACUCGGCCUUGGCGAUCUGCUCCUCCCUCCCCUCCUCCUCCAGGAACCCGCCACACAGCCCUGGGCCCCCGGUCGGGCUCCCUGCUCUCCCUGCAGACCGAGCUCCUUCUCGACCUGGUGGCUGAGGCCCAGUCCCGCCGCCUAGAGGAACAGAGGGCCACCUUCCACACUCCUGAGGUCCCCCCAAGCCUAGCCCCAACCCCACCCCGGCUUCUUGAGGACAAAGAACAGCUCUACAGCACCAUCCUUAGUCACCAGUGCCAGCGGAUGGAAGCCCAGCGGUCAGAGCCGCCCCUCCCCCCCGGGGGACAGGAGCUCCUGGAGUUGCUACUGCGAGUUCAGGGUGGAGGUCGAAUGGAGGAGCAGAGAUCCCGGCCCCCUCCACACACCUGCUGAGACCUAACUCCCAACCAGCCCUUCUCUCUGGGACUCAAAGCUGGGCCACCCGGCAUAUCUUCAACCCUGUGUGGCAGGGGUACCAGAAACCAGAGACUGAAGACCCGGCAGUAUUCACCACCCACUUCCCCAGGGAACUGGACUUGGGGCAAGUACUCUGACUUUGAAAAUAAGCAAGGUAGGGUGGACACAGCGCUAUCCUGAGCUAUCAAACUACUAAACAGGGUGUGAGGGCUGAGGCCUGCCCCUUUCUGCCUAGUAAGAAAAAAAGAAAAAGAUUAAGACAACUGUCCGCCACUAGCACCCCAAGUCCGAAGGCAGAGGGGCCCAGAGGCCUUAGCGAACCUUAGCCCCGCCCACCCCCCUGCUGCUGAGUCUGUCUGAUGUUUUGGUUGUAUGAAUAAAUAUAAU
Chionomys nivalis (European snow vole) is the source of this 1003-nucleotide messenger RNA. RefSeq names its product G protein signaling modulator 3 (gene Gpsm3). Bases 110 to 592 code for a protein of 160 amino acids. Lineage: Eukaryota; Metazoa; Chordata; Mammalia; Rodentia; Cricetidae. The transcript has 5 exons. The record is from RefSeq and is a predicted model, not a curated record. Gene Ontology annotation, biological process: regulation of inflammatory response. Gene Ontology annotation, molecular function: protein binding; GTPase regulator activity.